UUUUACUUAUAACUUAUAUCAAUUUAUAAUCGAAAUUCAAGAAGUAAUUGUUAACAUUAAUUACUCACUUAAGUAGUAAAUCUAAUAAAAAUAUGUGUUAAUAUGUGUUAAUAAAGAAACUUGAAUAGUUUCUUAUUGUCUAUAAAAGUUUUUAUGUUAUAAAUAGUUUUUUUCUAUGAGCGUGAUAAUAAUAGAAUGAUUGUAAAUAUUUCAGCCUUACCGUAAUGGAUAUAAGUGGUACUCUGUGGUCCUGCGUGGUGAUAUCUUGUAUCUAUUCGGUGACAGCAGAAUGGUACGACACUUUCACUGGUAAUCAGAUAACAGAAGCAAGACUGGCUGCGUUGAGACUCAACAAUCUUAUACCAUGGUGCGCCAUAGAAGUGAAGAAUUGUUCAUUGGAUGAACCCCGUCGAUUGGACAACAGUUGCAAUAAUAUACACCGACCAUCACUAGGGACCAUCAUGACCCCUUAUCACCACAUCUUGCCCCCCGACUUUCCUACAAAUGGGGGGCUUCGGACUGCAAAGUCCGGAAGAGCGUUGCCCAACGCGAGAGCUCUCAGAGUCGCUCUGGUGCCAGACGGAAGAAUUCCUAAUAAAAAUUUCACGCAUUUACUCACAAACAUGAUUGUAUUUGUUACAGCGGACUCUACUACUGUCCACGACACGGCUAAUUAUGUUGCUCUGACGACAACGUGCUGUAUGCCAGGCGGCGAAUUAGAUCCAAGAUGUAUGCCAAUAAGAGUACCAGACGACGACGUGCACCUGAGGAGGAGUAACGUUAGAUGUCUCAAUCUUACGCGCUCCAUCACGUAUCAGAGGCUCGGGUGUACACCAGAAACGCUACCGCCUGAGAGAAUAAAUUUAAAUACACCUAUGCUGGAUCUGGCUCAAGUCUAUGGCAGUGAGACUGCAAAAGCGAUGAAUUUCAGAGAGAGAUGGGGUGGUAGACUCAAAGCUGAAAAACUGAAAGGGAAGGACUGGCCACCAGGUAACGGUCGAGUCUGCUUCCAGAACAACCUCAAUGAGACGAGAUGUCAUGCACUUGCCGAAUCGCUGGUCAACUCUCUAUUAUCAGUGAACAUGGCAUUCCUCUGGUUCAUGCGACAGCACAACAAUUUAGCAGAAAGACUCGCGAAGGUGAACCCAUGUUGGGAUGACGAUAAGCUGUACAUGGUAUCUAGAGACAUCAACAUCGCUACAUGGCAACAAAUCAUGUACUACGAUCUGAUGCCUAACAUAGUAGAUUACAAGUACCUUUUGAAGAACGGCGUGAUAUUUCCUGAUCAUGGGCAUGUAGAUGACUACGAUCCAAGUCUAGAACCGCUUGUCAGUAUAGACUACACCGUUGCUAGUAGAUGGUUCCACUCACUUCAAGAAGGGAGGCUCAAUUUAUAUGACAAUCAGGGUAAGAUAUUGAGGCAAGUGGCAGCAGUAGAGACGACGCUACAUACCGGUAUGCUGCCUUUAAACAACACUCUCGAGGGGCUUACACAAGGCAGUUUCAGACAACCGUGCACCAGUACUGACAAAGCUAUGGACCCCGACGUAAGUAUGUAACGGUGUGCCAUGCCACCGUUUGUUUUCCUAGGUUUCAGUAUGCAAACUUUUUACUUUUGAAAUUCAACAUCAUUUCAUUUUAUUACUCGUCUUUCGUAAUUUAAAAUUUUGACUAAUCAAUUAUACUCUUUAUGGAUGUCAGUUCGUAAGAAAUUCUCCUAUGCACAAGAUGAAAUUAUAAUACAAUACAAUAUUAAUGGUAUAAAUUUUACUAUGUAAUUUUAAAAUAAUUCAUUUAUUGUGAUAAAUAAUGUGAUAUGGUGAUACAAAUUAUAUAACAUAUGUAACUACUAAAUUGUAAUCUGUAUUUUGAAAGAUCCAAAAUUUAACUAGAAGCCCGACAAGGGUUUUUCUUAUACCCUUAUUUAACUAAUAAAUAUAUACUCAAGCUAAGCAGCCUUAUUAAUUGACCCAAGCACCGAACCCGUAACAAGUAUAAGAUGCUAUAUAUCGAGAUGGGUAGGUGACAUAAGACACUGAUGAUUUGAAUAA
Molecule: messenger RNA, 2051 nt
Organism: Diatraea saccharalis (sugarcane borer)
Lineage: Eukaryota; Metazoa; Arthropoda; Insecta; Lepidoptera; Crambidae
Source: the annotation of a GenBank genome assembly